AUGGACGGCCUCUUCGCUCCGCUCGGUGUUCGCGUUGAAGCCAGCAACUCUCUGGUGCAGGCCGCGUUCUCGGCCUUCCUCCUCGUUGGCAUUGUAUCUUUCGCCGCACCCAUUGUCAGCACCGUCCGCGUCCUGUUGAGCUUGUUUGUCCUCCCCGGCAAGGCUCUCUCCGAAUUCGGUCCCCGUGGUACCUGGGCACUCAUCACUGGUGCCUCUGAUGGCAUUGGCAAGGAAUUCGCUCUUUCACUUGCGGCCAAGGGCUACAACCUGAUCCUCGUCUCGCGCACCCAGUCCAAGCUCGAUUCCCUCUCCGCCGACAUCUCCUCCAAAUAUGGUCCCAAGACCGCCGUCAAGACUCUGGCCAUGGACUUUGCGCAGAACAAAGAUGCCGAUUACACAAAGUUGGCCAAGCUCGUCGAGGGACUGGACGUUUCCAUCCUAGUCAACAACGUCGGUCUGAGCCACAACAUUCCUGUGCCUUUCAACGAGACGCCCAAGCAGGAGAUGAAUGACAUCAUCGUCAUCAAUUGCAUGGCUACCCUACGCGUCACCCAGCUCAUCACCCCCGGCAUGGUCGAGCGCAAGCGCGGUCUUGUCCUCACCAUGGCCUCGUUCGGUGGCUUCUUUCCCACACCUCUUCUGGCAACGUACUCUGGAAGCAAGGCCUUCUUGCAGCAGUGGUCCACUGCCCUCGGCUCUGAGCUCCAGCCGUACGGUGUGCAUGUUCAGUGCGUGCAGUCGCAUCUCAUCACUACCGCAAUGUCCAAGAUUCGCAAGCCAUCUGCCCUUGUACCCAAUCCCAAGCAAUUCGUCAAGGCUGCGCUCGGCAAGAUUGGCCGCUCGGGCGGUGCGCAAAACGUUGCCUUCACAAGCACACCCUACUGGAGCCAUGGUUUGAUGCAGUGGUUCUUGUCGAGGUUCCUUGGCGAGAGGUCGCAUGUUGUCGUCAAGGUCAACCGUGGCAUGCACGUCGAUAUCCGCAACCGCGCUUUGAGGAAAGCAGAGCGUGACGCCAAGAAGCAGUAG
This is a messenger RNA of Ascochyta rabiei, 1026 nucleotides long. RefSeq lists its product as uncharacterized. NCBI's taxonomy places the organism in Eukaryota, Fungi, Ascomycota, Dothideomycetes, Pleosporales, Didymellaceae. The record is from RefSeq and is a predicted model, not a curated record. Gene Ontology annotation, biological process: fatty acid elongation. The transcript is spliced from 2 exons. Gene Ontology annotation, cellular component: endoplasmic reticulum. Bases 1 to 1026 code for a protein of 341 amino acids. Gene Ontology annotation, molecular function: ketoreductase activity.